Molecule: messenger RNA, 1212 nt
Organism: Photinus pyralis (common eastern firefly)
Lineage: Eukaryota; Metazoa; Arthropoda; Insecta; Coleoptera; Lampyridae
Exons: 5
Coding region: 364-1212 (282 amino acids)
Source: RefSeq, a predicted model, not a curated record
UCAUGUGCUACUGGCUGUUAAGUAGAUACUGAAAAGGUUGGUAUGUUUUUAAACGAAUAGUCACGCACACCAGUAGGUGAGCGUCAACGUUUUUAAACGAUCUGUAAUUCUUAGAGAGAGAUGCGGCAUACGAAUGCUAGUAUUAAACAAAGAUAGUGACAACGUUUACGUUACUUUCUAAGGUGGUUUUGUUAGGUUAUAUACCGUUUGCGCUUUUACUUGUUCGGUAUUAGUUAUUCUACGUACCGGUACCAUGGAUGCAAAUACAGGUAAGUUUUACCAAUUACGGAAUAUUCACUACUAUUACAACAUGUUUUUACAGCUAGUGAUAACAAAAAACGGGCACGAUCUUCGAAUUUUACAAUGGCUGAAUCAAGGUUACUAGUAGACGAAGUUUGCAAACGGAAAAAAAUUAUUGAAAAUAAACAAACUGAUGCUGUGACAUGCAAACAGAAAGAGGACGCGUGGAUCAACCUCGAAAGUGCAUUUAAUGCAAACAGCGGAUCCACGUUUCGAUCAACUAAAAUGUUAAAAAUAAAAUACGAAGGCAUAAAACGAAGUCUCCAGCAGAAACGUAGUAAAGAGAAGUGUGGAUUAUAUCGGACUGGUGGAGGCCCUCCCGAUACAGUGACCUAUACUGACUACGAAGAGAAGCUGCUAGCUAUUAUAAGUACGCAAGUGGACGGAUUACACACGCAAAAUGAUUGUGAUAAAGAUUUAGAAAUUCCUGUUAUUCCACCACCAGAACCAGUCGAAUGUACUCAACCGAUUGUAAUCGAUGCACCAAUGUCGACAGCAGAACUUAGUGAAGAUGAAAGGUGUAAUAACAUCACCAGAGCUACAUCUCAUUUAGAACCCGUUGCAUAUGUUUUGGAUAUCCCCAUCGAGAUAGAUAUGCCAAAUGAAGAAGCAACUCCAAUUGAAGCAAGUGCAAGUGAUGUCGCAACAAAUGCAACUGGUUGGCAAUCGUGGACCCCACAAAAAAUGAAAGAACCACCUCACAAAGCUUUGCAACAAAAAACAAACCGUAAAGCAAAUCUAGAACAAAAAUUCAGUAAAUUAGCAAACAGUAGAGAGGAGCUGGUUAAAUUGCAGUUGGCAAUUGUGGAAUUGGAAAAAGAAGUGCGACAGGAAGAGUUACAACUCAUGAAAGAAAGGCGUGAAAGGGAAACAGCAAAGCAUGAGUGGAGGAGCCAGUACAUUCUCUAUUAG